GUCCUAGAAAUGAUUUAAAGAUAAAAAAUAUAUCCAUUAUUUAACAACCUAACAAUCCAGGAUUUAAUCCAUUUAAAAUAUCAAGGCUAGUUGUAACCUUUCGUUUAUAUGACAUGGCUGAGAAGUUUCUCUGAAGCAUCCAGUUAAUUGGUUUGAAUUGGCAUUUAAUAGAAACAGGAAGUCCCUCCUGUCUGGUGCUAGACUGUAUGUGCAUUGACCCUUUGUAAUCGUAAACGCGUGUAACCCAUAAGGUCAAUAAAUUCCUUGCUGCACUAUAACUACUGCUUACUCAACAUCCAGCCACAUAAAGUGGCCUGUUGUUUUUGAUGAGACAGCGAGACUAUCCCACAGUUCGGACGAGGAAUGAAACUGGGAUUAAAGCGACUCUAACUUGAAGUAAGUAAACUUACCAGAAUCCGUCAGGAUGAUGUUCUUGUAUUUAUUUCUCAUUGUGGCUAUGAAUGAACUUGUUUCGUGUGGGUCAGCAGGUGUUCACUUAAAAAAAAAAAACGUCGGAUGGCUGACCCGUUUGUUCCAGUCCAUUUAUCUGUCAACUGGUUCAUAGUGAACAGCUCCAGUUUGAACAGAGGAGCGUCUCUGUUCACCGUAGAUGAGACCUGCAGCAGACCCAGAGGAGAGCAGAGUGACAGGCCAGGGAACACCGAGAAAGAAGAGAAACCUAUCAGUGCAACUCUGCUGGGCUAUGAGAUUCUGAAGGAGAGGGAAAAGUUCACGCUUAGAGAGCUGUUCCCCGGUUUCCAUCAAGUGCUGCCUCCUAAACGACGAUUCAAAGACAACUAUGAUGGAAGUUUUCUGGAGAAGAGGCGUUUGGGACUGCAGACUUUUCUGGAGAGUCUGAUGUUGCACAAACAUAUCAGCACAAGCGAACCUGUGAGAUAUUUUCUGUCUGUGGACGACCCUUUGAGUCCAUUUUACAGUACAGAGGAAAGCAGGGUGAGUUUAGCUUUUUCAGACGGGCUGAAUACUGACUUUCUGAUUCAGUUCAAACACUGUUUGUCUGCUGAGCAGGCAUUAUGUGAAACCCUGGAGCAAAAGAAUCAUCGUCUCCUCAGAGAACUCCUGGAAAAACAGAGAGAAGUCGACUCGUUAACCAAAUCUUUAGAGGAUAAAGAGAACUACAUCGCCCUGCUGUGGAGGAAAGGCAGGGCUUUGGAAUUCCAUCCACACAAAAAGGAAGACACACGUGAAUAAACAGACGCAGAAUUUGGGAUUUGGAAAUUCUCAGAAUGACAAACGAACCAGGGAAGAAUUAAAUCAAGACACGAACUGGAACUAGAAGCUUUUUAUCCUGAAUCAGCUGUAAGAAAAAAAAAGAACUAUUUAUAUAAGAAAAUGUAUUUAGAUAGUCUUUUUUUGAGCGCUCUUGAUAUGGUGAAGCUGAAAUGUUUGUUUUUCCAUUUUCUGUACCACUGAUGAAUAAUAAAGUCAGAGUGCAGCAGUAAUGUGUGAUUUAACUGCUUUAUCUUUAAGAG
Poecilia reticulata (guppy) is the source of this 1493-nucleotide messenger RNA. Lineage: Eukaryota; Metazoa; Chordata; Actinopteri; Cyprinodontiformes; Poeciliidae. The record is from RefSeq and is a predicted model, not a curated record.